AGAAAUGAUUGAGCGAAAUGGGUUGGUUGCCCAAAGGGCUAUCUGAUCUGAUCAUGGGGGGAUAGCACAAGGGCUUAAGGCAUUGGUUUGCUAAAUCGACAUACAAGAAGAUUGCAUCAUGCAUGGGUUCGAAUCCCAUUUCUUCCAGUCUUUUCCUACCGAACACUUUCCUGCUCAAGAUAGGGUACUAGAAAGGGAUCAUACGAAGGCUAUGUUAUUUUUUUAGAUCUAGCCUGAAUGACUCCUAAACUAAAGGUUUUCAUUAUAUCUAAAGUGUGCAGUGAGGGAUCUUUAUAUUAUAGGUAGCCAGUCUUUACUUCACUCGACCCAAGCAAUGCCCAAAGAGUCCCAUGCCUUUCUUGGUCGGACCAAGCCAACUGGCGAUUUCUGACAAGUCUUUCCUAAUUUUUAGAGCAAGAAGCGGAACUACAGGAAAGCUUUCUUUAUCUUUAUGGAUAACCAAUUCAUUUUCAAAUAUAGUUGGGAGACUUUACCCAAGAAAUGUAAAAAAAUGGAAAGAUCGGAACAUGGGAAUAGCUCUGAUACCAAUACGGACUGCCCAUUUCAAUUGUUGUGCUUUCUUAAAUUGCAUACCUAUACAAGGGUUCAAGUUUCGAUCGAUAUUUGCGGAGUUGAUCAUCCCUCUCGAAAACAAAGAUUUGAAGUGGUCUAUAAUUUACUGAGUACUCGGUAUAACUCACACAUUCGUGUACAAACCAGUGCAGACGAAGUAACACGAAUAUCCCCGGUAGUCAGUCCAUUUCCAUCAGCCGGCCGGUGGGAGCGAGAAGUUUGGGAUAUGUUUGGUGUUUCUUCCAUUAAUCAUCCAUAUCUACGCCGUAUAUCAACAAAUUAUGGUUUCGAGGGUCAUCAAUUACGAAAAGACCUUCCUCUGAGUGAAUAUGUGGAAGUACGCUAUGAUGAUCCAGAGAAACGUGUGGUUUCUGAACCCAUUGAGAUGAUAGAAGAUAUGAACCGAUCAAUCGAUACGAUAGAAGAGGAGCUCCGAAGGUUCCUCUCUUCAUUCUUCUCGGAUGAUAAGUCGAGCUAA
Molecule: messenger RNA, 1051 nt
Organism: Lactuca sativa (garden lettuce)
Lineage: Eukaryota; Viridiplantae; Streptophyta; Magnoliopsida; Asterales; Asteraceae
Product: NADH dehydrogenase [ubiquinone] iron-sulfur protein 3
Cellular component (GO): respiratory chain complex I
Molecular function (GO): NADH dehydrogenase (ubiquinone) activity
Source: RefSeq, a predicted model, not a curated record